Messenger RNA from Mizuhopecten yessoensis (Yesso scallop), 3027 nucleotides. RefSeq names its product vigilin-like. The record is from RefSeq and is a predicted model, not a curated record. Gene Ontology annotation, biological process: regulation of gene expression. The coding region runs from base 1 to 3027 and encodes 1008 amino acids. Gene Ontology annotation, cellular component: cytoplasm; nucleus. Gene Ontology annotation, molecular function: mRNA binding. The transcript has a single exon. Lineage: Eukaryota; Metazoa; Mollusca; Bivalvia; Pectinida; Pectinidae.
AUGACUGUACAACACAGUUCAUUGUCAGUAUCCAGUGCACGUGGUAACGAUGCAGACCACGGAGUUCUCUUAUCACAGAAGGUGUUUACCAGAAAGGAUUUUGUUCCGACUCUAUUCAUCGGCAAAGAAGGAAAGAACAUAAAAAGACUCAAAGAAUUGUGUGGGCGUGAAUUCAAAAUAACAAUGAAGGAUCGCCAUAUACUCGUAUCUGGAACUGAUGCUGAAGGGGUGAAGCGUUCGGUAGAAAAGGUAACGCAAGAAGUACAACGGAUUGAAAUGUUGCCAAAAGUAAAGGUGUUGACAGAUGAGGAUGCUGGUGUUCAUAGAAUGAUUUUCGGAAGAGUCUUUGGGAAAAAAGGAAAGAACAUUGAACGAUUAAAAUCAGAGACAGAUAUCGAUUUUCAUAUCAUUAACGAGGAGGUUGGGUGUAUAGUUGUCCGUGCCGUUAGGGAUGAUUUUGAAGACGUGAAGAUAGCGGAAGAAAUGAUAAAGCAGGAGGUACAAAGAGCUAAGAAUCAGGUCGUUCCACAAUUCACAGAAAAUGUGUUGACAGAUGAGGAUGCUGAUGUUCACAAUCAGAUUUGUAGAAGGAUCAUUGGAGAUGCAGGAGAAAACAUGAAACAGUUGAUGUCAGAGCUUGGACCUAAUAUCAAAAUAGACCUCCACAAAUUUGGUCGUAUAGUUGUCUCUGGGACUGAUGCAGAAAUGUUGAUAAGAGCAGUUGGAAAAUUAAAACAGAAGGUCCUUACAGCUAGGAACAUCUUUGUUAAUCCCUUUACAGGAAAGGUGUUGACAGAUGAGGAUGCUGAUGUUCACAGUCAGAUUUGUAGACGGAUCAUUGGAAAAGGAGGACAAAGCAUUAAAUAUUUGUUAUCAAAGCUUGGACCUAAUAUUAAUGUGACCUUUAAAGCUGGUCAGAUAUUUGUCUCAGGAUCGGAUGCUGAAGAGGUGCAGAGAGCUGUUGAGAUAUUGAAACAUGAGGUCCAAAAUGUUAAGGAUGGGGUUGUUCCACUACCCUUCACAGGAAAGGUUUUGACACAUAAGGAUGCCGAUUUUCACAGGAAAAUUUGUGGAAGGAUCAUUGGAAAAAGAGGAGAGAACAUUGAACAGUUGACAGCAGAGCUAGGGUCUUAUAUUGAAAUGGAAUCAAAAACAAUUGGACAUAUAGUUGUUGGUGGGAUUGAUGCUAAAGUUGUGGAGACCGCAGUUGAAAUAUUGAAACAUGAGGUCCUUAGAGCGAAGAGUGAGGUCUUUCCACAAUUUGCAGAAAAGGUGUUGACAAGUGAGGAGGCUGAUGUUCACAGUCAGAUUUGUAGAAUGAUCAUUGGAAAAGGAGGAGAGAACAUGAAACAGUUGACUAAAGAACUUGGGCCUUAUGUCAAUGUGGACCUAAGACAACUUGGUCAUAUAGAUGUCUCUGGGAAUGAUGCAGGAGAGGUGGAAAGAGCAAUUGAAAAAUUAAAACAGGAGGUCAAAAGAGCUAUAAACAUCAUUGUUUAUCCCUUUAAAGGAAAAGUGUUGACGGAUGAGAGUGCUAAUUUUCACUUUGAGAUUUGUGGAAAGAUCUUUGGAAGAGAAGGAGAGAACAUUAACCAGAUGACAUUAGAGCUAGGGUCUAAUAUAAGGGUGAACACCUCAACAGCUGGUCAUAUGGUUGUCGCUGGGACAAAUGCCGGAGUGGUGGAGAGAGCAGUUGAAAUAUUGAAACAGGAGGUCCAAAAUAUUAAGAAUAAAGCUGUUAUACCAUCCUUCACAGAAAAGGUGUUGACACAUAAGGAUGUUGAAAAACAUAAAAAGAUUUGUGGAAAGAUCAUUGGAAAAGGAGGACAAAACAUUAAAUAUUUGUUACCAAAGCUCGGGCCUAAUAUAAGGUUGGACACAAUAACAGAUGGACAUAUAGUUGUCUCUGGAACUGAUGCUGAAGAGAUAGAGAAAGCAGUUGAAAUAUUGAAACAGGAGGUCCAAAACAUCGAGGAUGAGGAUGAUGCACUACCCUUCAGAGGAAAGGUUUCGACAGAUGAGGAUACUGAUGUUCACAAUAAGCUUUGUGGAAAGAUCUUUGGAAAAGAAGGAGAGAACAUUAACCAGUUGACAUCAGAGCUAGGGUCUAGUAUAAGGGUGCACAGCCCAACAGCUGGUCAUAUAGUUGUCGCUGGGAGAAAUGCCGGAGAGGUGGAGAGAGCAGUUGAAAUAUUGAAACAGGAGGUACAAAACAUCAAGGAUGAGGAUGAUGCACUACCCUUCACAGGAAAGGUUUUGACAGAUGAGGAUGCUGAUUUUCACCGGGAUAUUUGUAGAAGGAUCAUUGGAAAAGGAGGAGAGAACAUUAAACAGUUGACAGCAGAGCUAGGGCCUAGUAUUAGGUUGCAAAUCCAAAAAUUCGGUCAUAUACUUGUCUCGGGGACGGAUGCUGAAAAAGUGGAGAGAGCAGUUGAAAUAUUGAAACAGGAGGUCCAGAGGGGAUAUAAUAAGUUAGGACCCUUCACAGAAGAGGUGUUCACAAUUGAGGAUGCUGAAAAACACUCAAGGAUUUGUAGAAUAAUAAUUGGAAAAGGAGGACAUAAAAUUAAAAAUUUGAAAGCAGAGCUGGGGUCUGAUAUUGACUUAACACCCAUAAAAAAUGGUUACAUAGUUGUGUCUGGGACUAAUGCUGAAAUGGUGGGGAAAGCAGCAGAAAAAAUAAAACUGGAGGUCCAAAGAGUUAAGAAAAUGGUUGUUGAAUCCUUCACUGAAAAGGUGACAACAAAUGAGGAUGGUGAUAUUCACGCUAAGAUUUGUGGAAGGCUCAUUGGGAAAGGAGGAUGUAAUCUUCAACUUAUGAAAUUGAAUUCAGGGCUCAAUUUUCACAUAGAUGUUCCAGACAUUUCGAAAACUCCAUACGUAUAUGUCUAUGCAAGUAGCAUGCAAGUGUUAGAGAAAGCUGUAGAGGUAGUAAAACACCGGAUAGAAACAGUUCGAAAAGAGAUAAUAUUAGAUUCAUGCAAGAGUUUGUAUGAGGAUUGGCACAUGAAGACAGAAAACAGUUGA